UUAAAGCGCCGCGCCUGCGCACUCCCGCCGCACCUGCUGAGACAGCAGCCUGUCGCGCGCCAGUUCAAAAGGCACCAGGGAGUGAUGGAGAGCAGACAGGCGGCGCGGACCGGAGGGCGUCUGCAGGUGUGCGGGCGGGAGCGCGCAGCGGACAGGUGAAGGGGGCGUGCACGCGGCCAGCCCAGACCAUGGGAGCAUCUUCUUAUCAUUAGUAUCGGUUCUGAUGAUGAAGAACAAAGGGGGGUGCAACAAGAUGACAGACAGGCCUCCCAAUACUUAUAGAAGGUGUCACCAAUGGCUUGUGGGUUUGCCUGGCGCCAGCUCCUUCAGUAGAAUUUGAACAUCGGCAGGUCAGCCUGUAAAUGAAUGUCCAGUUUGAUGUUUAAGUCGGGAUUAUCAGUCUUCCUGCACAAAAUGAAGAAGCAGAAUAUAAGGACUCUCUCUCUGAUCCUGUGCAUGUUCUCGUAUCUCUUGGUGGGAGCCGCCGUCUUUGAUGCCCUGGAAUCGGAGUCUGAAAGCUCCAGGAAACGGAUCUUGGAGGAAAAAAGGACUGACCUAAAAAAGAAAUAUCAUUUCUCCGAUGAGGACUAUCGAGAGAUUGAGCGUGUGGUUCUGCAGUCCGAGCCUCACCGUGCAGGCAAGCAGUGGAAAUUUGCCGGCUCCUUUUAUUUUGCUAUUACAGUAAUUACUACCAUAGGAUAUGGUCAUGCUGCCCCUGGUACUGAUGCUGGAAAAGUCUUCUGCAUGUUCUAUGCAGUCCUCGGGAUUCCUCUUACUCUCGUCAUGUUCCAAAGUCUGGGUGAACGCAUGAACACGUUUGUCAGAUUCUUACUAAAGAAGCUGAAAAAAUGUUUUCACAUGAGGAAGACUGAGGUGUCUAUGGAAAAUAUGGUAUUGGUGGGCUUAUUGUCUUGCAUUGGCACACUUGGCAUUGGAGCAGCUGCCUUCUCAUAUUUUGAAGGAUGGACAUUUUUCCACUCUUACUAUUAUUGUUUUAUUACUCUUACAACCAUUGGGUUUGGAGACUUUGUUGCCCUCCAGAAGAAUGAGGCAUUGCAGAAGAAACCACCCUAUGUAGCAUUUAGUUUUAUGUACAUUCUUGUGGGACUUACAGUUAUAGGCGCUUUCCUUAACUUGGUAGUCCUCCGCUUUUUAACCAUGAAUUCUGAAGAUGAAAGACGGGAUGCAGAGGAAAGGGCUUCCUUACGGAGGGCACAGAACGCCAUCGGUCUUCAGUCAAAAAUGGAUGCCAGAAGUCGCAGUUCUAUAUUUCUUCCUAUUGGAGAUACAACAAGCCAGAUAAACCUCAUACCCCUCAUGCAGGAUGACAAUGACAGAGGAAAACGUAGAUCUUCAAAUGCAACCUCUAGAGCUGGUUCAUUUUGCGCAUGUAUGUGUUACAGGCCUCCAUUCUGUAAUAGCCCAGCAAUAUCUAAUCAUGAAAGCCUGAGCUGUCACACAAACCCAGUUUACUAUAACUCAAUCUCUUACAAAAUCGAUGAAAUUUCACUAAGCACUCGAGAUAACACUGGCUUCUCCUCACCCAACAGCAUUUUUUCUCCUGACAACCAGCAUUAUACAGAUCAUUUUAGAGUGAGGAGAAAAUCUAUUUAAGGCAUGGGAGGCAAGGAACUAAUUCUGAGCUCAUAAUGUUCAUCAUAUGGGUCUUAAUAUUCUAUUGCUGUACUAGACAGAAAGGCCUCAAUGGAACAUAAAAGUUCUCAGUGACCUACCUACACAAGGACCAGCGUGCUUUGUUUUCCCUUUGCAUGUUGCCUUGUAAUAAAGUGGGUGUACCUUCAUUUUUAUCUUCCUAUGUAAAUAGUUGAAAUUGAUCAAAUUUAUAGAAGAAAUAUAUGUUUCAAAGUAACAAUGAUUAUUGUAGUAAGUUGGAAAGCAUAAAAGAUAUGUACAUACAUAUUCUGAUAU
Nanorana parkeri is the source of this 1929-nucleotide messenger RNA. RefSeq names its product potassium channel subfamily K member 9-like. NCBI's taxonomy places the organism in Eukaryota, Metazoa, Chordata, Amphibia, Anura, Dicroglossidae. Gene Ontology annotation, biological process: potassium ion transmembrane transport; stabilization of membrane potential. The coding region runs from base 367 to 1614 and encodes 415 amino acids. Gene Ontology annotation, cellular component: membrane. The transcript is spliced from 3 exons. The record is from RefSeq and is a predicted model, not a curated record. Gene Ontology annotation, molecular function: potassium ion leak channel activity; open rectifier potassium channel activity.